Boeremia exigua is the source of this 1411-nucleotide messenger RNA. RefSeq lists its product as uncharacterized. The record is from RefSeq and is a predicted model, not a curated record. The transcript has 4 exons. The coding region runs from base 168 to 1295 and encodes 375 amino acids. Gene Ontology annotation, molecular function: metalloexopeptidase activity. Gene Ontology annotation, biological process: proteolysis. Lineage: Eukaryota; Fungi; Ascomycota; Dothideomycetes; Pleosporales; Didymellaceae.
CGUCUCAGAAGGUGCCUUUGCACACGCAAAACCAUCGGAGGAGCUUGUAGGUGGGUUUCGCCGGUGGUGUUGUAGCUAUAAACACAGCGCCGUUGCCAGAAAAUGUCGACUAUUCCAGCUUUCUUCAAGGAUCAUUUUGCUAUCUUUAACAUAUAGCUGCCGUCAACAUGGUUUGCAAGACUUUUCUCGCUAGCAUCGCAGUUGGGGCUAUUGCUUCAGCGAAUGCUUUCACCCCGAAGCUGAAUGCGGCAGGAGAGGAGCUACGACUUAUCAAAACGUCAGACAGUGACAACGGUACAUGGUACACCGAACAAGAGAAGCUGGAUUUGUUCAUCUCUACGCCAUCAUGCGCCCACUUUAUGGAUAUCACAGAGACUCAGGAUUUGGAGGCACACCGCGUCGCCGUUGCAAAUGGAUUCAAGGUUGACAAACGUCAAUCCGCCACGUUUCCAUCGGCUGCUUCUCGUCAGGCUGUGGCCAACCCAUUGAUCAACCAGAUCAGCAAGACCAACCCCAAGACUUGGGCCACAACGUUGACCAACAUUCACAACCGGUAUUACAGGGGCUCGUAUGCUGCAUCAUCAGCCACCACGGUUUUCAACCUUGUUAAGAACGUUGCUGCACCAAACACAAAGAUCACUGUCAAGCAAUUCACUCACAGCUACAACCAACCUUCUGUGAUCGCUACGAUCCCUGGAACAUCUGCAAACGUCGUUAUCGUUUCUGCUCAUUUCGAUUCAAUCAACCAGGCCAAUCCUACAACCGGCCGAGCUCCUGGUGCUGACGACAAUGCCUCUGGUAUUGUCACCAUCCUUGAGUCACUCCGCGUCCUUGCUGCAGCCAAUUACGCACCUAAGAACACACUUGAAUUCCACUUCUAUUCGGGCGAGGAAGGUGGCCUUUUGGGAGCUCGUGCUAUCAUGCAAGACUACGUUAAGCGCAGCGUCAAGGUUCUUGCUGUCAUGAACCAGGACAUGACUGCCUACUCUCCUAACCACAACAUCGCAGUCUACACAGACUUUGUGAGCACACCACUCAGCAACUUUAUCAUCAAGCUGGUGCCUGUGUACACUACCAUUCCCGUCAUCACUGAUCGAUGCGGCUACGCGUGUAGCGACCACGGCGCUGCUUACGAUGCAGGCUAUCCUGCUGCGUAUGUCUGCGAUGAGAACAUGGUGGAUGCGACACCUUACCUUCAUACCGCUAACGACGCACUUUCGACGAUGGACUUCGAUCACUUAUAUCAGCAUGUGCGUUUGACUGUGGGCUUCCUUGUGGAAGGCUCAUACUUUUAAGCAAGUAGAAACAUCAUUCUUAUGGAUGAAUUGAGCAGCAGCAAAAUGCCAACCUUAUUCUCCAACAUUAGUACCAGCUUCAUCUUGAUCACAGCACUAAGACUGUAAUGGGAAGG